Molecule: messenger RNA, 3468 nt
Organism: Salmo salar (Atlantic salmon)
Lineage: Eukaryota; Metazoa; Chordata; Actinopteri; Salmoniformes; Salmonidae
Product: protein FAM171A2-like
Source: RefSeq, a predicted model, not a curated record
UAGGACAAUGGAAUUGUGAAGCCACUCCAGAGCGUGAGCCGAGCAAGGAGUGGGCAUCCGAGGCAGCGCGAAAAGGGAGCAGUCAAUGCCAAACUCAAAAGCAAUAUGGAUGAAUGGCCACCUAAGUGGAAUUGAUGAUAUCGCAGUAAGAAUGCCACCGCCGCACACAUCUCGUCUUCUUUUUCUCUUUCUUUUUCUCGGCAAUCUUUGGGAAGGACUUGCUAAAUCCAUUUCGGACCAGGGAGCACUUGAGGUGCUCGUCAGAGUCCAGGUGUUUGACAACAGUGACCUUUCACCUCUGGCAGAGGCCGCAGUGGAUGUUUAUGGGAACCAGUCUACCUUGGCAUCCAGCAAGGCUGGCAAAGAUGGUGUCGUCAUGGUCACCUUCCUAUACCGCCCUGGCACCUGGGUCAUUGUCACGGCAACAAAACAGGGCUUUGUCACUAACUCCGCCCCCUGGCAUGCCAGCCGCAUCCCCUACAGCCGUGGCCCAUUCCAAUGCCCACCCAGUCAGCGUGAUGCUAGGUGACUUCGAAUGCUGGUGGAGGGGAAGAGCGGGAGUAGACGUGACACCGGUACCUCAGAGCCCCCCGGAUAACUCCCCCAGAACACCCCGGAUAACGUUCCAGGACCUCACAAUUUACAAAUUAAGCAGUGUACAUUUGUAUGCUUCAGUCAGCCUCUACUUGCUCCCCCAGCGGCCUGCGACCCUGAUCCUGUAUGAUGACAUAGUCCAGGUGCUGCUGGGAUCCCCAGGUGUCAAAAACCAGCCAUGGAUACAGCUCCAGAGGAAAGCAGUGGCUCUGGCCCUCAACUCUACCAACCCAGAGCUCUCUGCUGUGCUGACCUCUGCACAGAGUCAGUAUGAGAUAGGAGGUUUCCCCUACCCACUGGGCCUGGAGAGCAAUGCCACAGGGGCUAAUAGUAGCUGGGUGGAGCUGACAGCAGUGGCGGCAGUCAAUGCCCAGCUUUUCAGUCGUAACGGAACAGGUGUUCAGGUGUGGGACCCCGUCCAUAUCUGCAUCCCCCUGCCCUUAGACACACCCCUGCAGACAGCCACCAGUGUCCCUGUGUGGAGGUUCGACGACAAGACAGGACUCUGGGUCAGGAAAGGAACCGGAUACAUCAAGAAAGAAGGAACACAGCUGACAUGGAGUUUUGUGGCCAACCAGCUAGGAUACUGGCUGGCUGCCUUUCCCUCAACCACAGGCUCAGCUUUAAACCCCACGGGCCUGCAAGACAUCACCACCUACCACACUGUCUUCCUCUUGACGAUCCUGGGCUCCAUGGCUCUGCUGGUUCUGGUGCUGCUCUGUCUGCUGCUCUACUACUGCAGGCGGAGAUGUCUGAAACCGCGGCAACAGUACCGUCACGGCAAGAUGCAUGUCUCCUCCGGCCUGGACGGCUCCAAGAGAGAUCAAUGCACCUCCAUGUCCCACCUCAACCUCAUCAGCUCAGGCCACAUCCACAUCGACACUGCUUCCUCCACCAGGGGUGACCCAGACGCCCUCAAAUCAGACCUGUCCUCCACCCGGGAUCUCCACAGCUCCAGGGAGGAUUUCUUCCGGCACACGCCCCCAGGAAAGGCCCAGCGCCACGCCAAGGUGAACACGGACAAUAUCACCAGGCGUGGCGGUGGGGAGAGUUUUCCCAUGAAGGUGACAACACGCUCUACUAACACUAACAACUUGGAUCCUCAGCUGCUGCUCCGCAACGACACCCGCAGCUUCAGCUCAGCGGAGGAUAAUACCCAUGAUCCUCGACAUCGCCACAACCACCAAAAUCACAAUGCCAACGACAACCAGGGUUACUCCUCAGAUCCACCAUCUCCACCACCUUUACUGCCUCCCUUCGCUGGGCACUACCAGGAGUACUCUGGCCUGCCCCCAGAGUACUCAGCGUCCCAGACCGGGGACCUCCUAGCCAGGCCGAACUCUCUAAACACCCAGCCCGGCCAGCUCAUCUUCUGCCACUCCAUGGACCAGAUGAAGGAGAGCAUGUACCGGAGUGUGGUGCCCACGCUGGUCAUCCCGGCCCACUACAUGCGCCUGCCGUCGGACCUGUCGGCCGUGGAGCAGGCCCUGGAGAGGCAGCAACAGAUGCAGCAUGACAUGGAGGGAAUCCAGGUUAGCAUGACCCUUCCAAGGCAGCAGGGACAGGUACACCAGAACCAGCAGCAGAAACAACCGAACCAGCAACAACAGAAUCAUCAACAGGAGGAUGAGGAAGGGGAAGAACCAGGCCAGCAGAGGGAGGACUCAGAGGGACACUCUAACUGGGCCUCGGACCCUAACGCGGCUCCAGUCCGCAUCCCGGUCCUGUUCAACGACAACACCAUAUCUCAGAUGAACGGAGAGCUGCAGGCGCUGACAGAGAAGAAGCUUCUUGAGCUGGGGGUGAAGCCGCACCCCCGGGCCUGGUUCGUCCCCCUGGACGGUUGCUCCAAUUCCCUGGUUCGUCACUCCUACAUCGAGCUUGGGGGAGAAUCUCUCAGCAUCCCUGGAGGAGGGGGAGGUGGAGGAGCCACUGGGAGUCAUCAUGACAACAGGGUAGACGUCGCUCGUGAAGCCAACAUAAAGCAGCGAAAGGGAAAGGAGGAGAGGAAGGCCAAGGAAGCAAAAGAGGCUGCAGCGGCAGCUGAGAGGAAAGGUCACGCAGGGAAGACCUAUUCUAAACUCCCCUGCAUCGACACCACAGACCCCCCCAGCAGCAGCAGCGAGAGCCACGCCGCCAUGUACUCUCCAGAGGACAAUUCUCUGGCACCGCUGCUGGAUGAGGCCCCAGAGAAGACCCCCCGCGGUGGCACGUUCCCCCGGAAGGGCCGCAGCCGGGAUAGCGCCCGGAGCAGUACCACCACUACCUCCACCAGUGAGGUGACACGCAGAGACCCAGCCACCAGCCCCGAGGAUGGGGAGGAUGCCGAUGAUAAAGACGAGGAGGGGAACAAGAAGAGUCCCUGGCAGAAGCGCGAGGAGAGACCCCUCAUGGUAUGGAAGUAAGGUAGACCUAGGGCUCUCAGGGAACAUUGAGCUACAAGAGAACAGGGGGAGAAGAACCACUGUGUCAACGAAUGCCAGGAAGAAGAAAGAAGAGCAGUGAAUGUGAGAGGUCUGUCUUGGAGUACAAAGAGAAAGACCUGUGUGAAAGAGAUUAUGAAGUGAGAAAGGAAAUCAAACAAGCACAAUUGUCACAUGAAUUGUGAAAGUACCAGGUGUUUUGUAGUCCCACUUUUGCUUGUAGUCAUCACUGAGAUCAGUAGCUAUAUCUGUAUCUCUAUUUAUUUAUUUAUUUCACCUUUAUUUAACCAGGUAGGGUAGUUGAGUACAAGUUCUCAUUUGCAACUGCGACCUGGCCAAGAUAAAGCAUAGCAAUUCGACACAUACAACAACACAGAGUUACACAUGGAAUAAACAAAACAUACAGUCAAUAAUACAGUAGAACAAAAUAAAACAAAAAGUCUAUAUACAG